AUGCCACCGCUAACUGCAGCACAAAAGCAAAAGCGUUAUAAGGAAAAAUUAAAACAAGUUCCUGAAAAAUACGAAGAAUACAAAAGAAAGAAGAGAAAAACUAUCACGCAAAAAAAGAUUAGAAAACGACCUAAAGAAAAAUUCAAUGCUAGGUUUAUUUGGAAAAUGCAAAAAAGAGCAAAACAGAAAAAUUUGAAUAAUAUUGUUAAUUUAAUACCACCAAGUUCUCCGUUAGUUCUACAAGAACACAAUUUAAAUAACAAUAAUCAAGAAGACUUACCGUUACACAAUAAUCCUCAAUGUCAUUCACCAAAUUUAACCAAAAAGGAAAGAGGGAAGAAAAAAGUGAAAAGAAAUCGAUCUAAACUCUACAAAGACAAUUUAAAAUUGAGAGAUGAAAUUGAAAAGUUUGAAAGGAAGUGCAAUAAAUACAAGAAACGUUAUCACAGACUCCGAAAACUACGUAAAUCAAAUAUUCAAUGA
Parnassius apollo (apollo) is the source of this 483-nucleotide messenger RNA. Lineage: Eukaryota; Metazoa; Arthropoda; Insecta; Lepidoptera; Papilionidae. The record is from the annotation of a GenBank genome assembly.